Molecule: messenger RNA, 1236 nt
Organism: Sapajus apella (tufted capuchin)
Lineage: Eukaryota; Metazoa; Chordata; Mammalia; Primates; Cebidae
Product: cytoplasmic tRNA 2-thiolation protein 1-like
Exons: 4
Coding region: 1-1236 (411 amino acids)
Biological process (GO): tRNA wobble position uridine thiolation
Cellular component (GO): cytosolic tRNA wobble base thiouridylase complex; mitochondrion
Molecular function (GO): tRNA binding
Source: RefSeq, a predicted model, not a curated record
AUGCGUAUUCUCCCACGGCUGCAGGACGCGCGCAAAAGCCCACUCUGCAUCCCUGAGAUGCGGCCCAAUCCUAGGAAUGCCAAGAACGCCCGCGCCGCGCUGGUGCCUGCGCAGGCGCAGACGGGAAGCGGGCUGGACCGGCCUAGGGUGCUAUCCAGGGAACUCCUCAAAGGCAGUGACGUUGCAAUCCGGAAUCCACAUGUAACCCGCCUCCUCUGUCCCCUCCCGCAAUGCCCACCGUGUACCUCCUGCCACGCUGCACGCGCCGCCCUCCGCCGUCCGUGCUCCGGCCAAGCGCUGUGCGGUGCCUGCUUCUGCUCAGCCUUUGAGGCCGAGGUGCUGCACACGGUGCUCGCGGGUCGCCUGCUGCCUCCCGGCGCGGUGGUGGCCGUGGGCGCCUCGGGCGGCAAGGACUCCACGGUGCUGGCGCACGUGCUGCGCGCGCUGGUGCCGCGCCUGGGCAUCUCACUGCAGCUCGUGGCAGUCGACGAGGGCAUCGGCGGCUACCGGGACGCGGCGCUGGCGGCCGUGCGUCGCCAGGCGGCGCGCUGGGAGCUGCCGCUCACCAUCUUGGCCUACGAAGAUCUCUUCAGGGGCCUGACGGACGCCGUGGCCCGCAGAACAGCAGGCUCCGACCGCAGCCGCUACUGCUGCACCUUCCGUGGGGAGCGGCAAGCGGCGCGCCGCGCGGGAGCCACUAACAUCGCGAUCAGUCACAACGCAGACGACAUGGCGGAGACCGUGCUCAUGAACUUCCUGCGGGGCGACGCGGGGCGGCUGGCCCGGGGCGGGGGCCUGGGCUCCCCGGGCGAGGGGGGCGCCCUGCCGCGCUGCCGCCCGCUGCAGUUCGCGUCGCAGAAGGAGGUGGUGCUGUACGCGCACUUCCGCCGCCUGGACUACUUCUCCGAGGAGUGCGUCUACGCGCCCGAGGCCUUCCGCGGCCACGCCCGGGACCUGCUCAAGCGCCUGGAGGCGGCGCGGCCGUCGGCGGUGCUGGACCUCGUGCACUCCGCCGAGCGCCUGGCGCUGGCCGCGUCCGCUCGGCCCCCGCGCCCCGGCGCCUGCUCCCGCUGCGGGGCUCUGGCCAGCCGCGCGCUCUGCCAGGCCUGCGCGCUCCUGGACGGCCUGAACCGCGGCCGGCCCCGCCUGGCCAUCGGCAAGGGCCGCCGGGGGCUGGACGAGCAGGCGACGCCGGGGACGCCCGGGGAUCCGGCCCAGACAAAAACAAUCCGAUGA